AUGGCCUUGCGUGGACCUACAGACCCCGCAAUGAGUGAACUUGAACUGAAAUGCGAAGUCCGGCAAAUUGUUCGAGAAGCUCAGAACCUGUUAUCCACUACUAGCGAUCCGAGUACCAUCAUCAAGACACUGGACAGAGUAAAAUGCUUACUUCCAGGAAAAACUGACAGCAACUCACAGGACUUUAAUAUCGACAGAAUUCUAAAAGCUAAAGAGGAAUUCUGCAGCCAGCAUUAUGUGCGAUUCUGUGAGUUUUUACUUCAAACACUUAGUCUGGAUUGGUUUGGUAAACUAAGUAAGCAGGACAGAAGGCAGUCGUUUGAUGUAUUUUUCCUGGAAGGUGUAGACCAUGCUUCAUUGAUGAUAUUAUGCAGUGCUGUACAGAAUACAACCUACCAACUGAACAAAUCGGUUCUGUUAUUGGAAGAUUUCAUCAAACUUCACCGGAUUAAAGACCUUAUCUGGACCCAGUGUAGGGUAGUACCAGGUGAACAGACUGUAACCAAGACAACACAGAGUAUGUUAUGGGAUCGACUAAUCACAUUGCUAUCAACUCUAUCCAAUAGGAUGGCUAACAAAUUACAGACACACAACAGUGACGUAUUCUACCCACAAGUUUAUUUCAAGAUAUUAGCUAAGGACACGCUGCUUGUACUUUAUAAUAUUUAUAAAGAAAUUAAAGCCUCCAGAGAUUGUGUUGUAUCGUUUGUGAGUAAGUUACUUGGUAAAGUCUGCGUACAUGGAUACACAGAUUUAUAUCUUAGUUCGUUGUUACCUACAUUUAUACAGCUGACUGAGAAUGAUUUUAUUUGGUGCAGAAUUUGUUGUACUGUCAUCACCGGUGUUCCAGAAAGAUGUCUAGAGCCGGUUAUAGAAUACGUAUUGCAACACACGCCGUGGUUUGGAAUGGUUUCUAAGCUCCUUGGUGACAGCGUCCUCAGCAAUCAAAAGCUUUCGUAUAUUUUAACGCACAAGUGUCUAUUACUUUGCCACUAUGAAAAGGAGUUAAUUCUUCGUAAUAUAAUUGGUUACUUGGCAGACGCUCCACAACGAAGGCCUCUCUUGAUUAAGGUAAGUGACAGUAGCACUGUUCUUAUAAGGAAAUUACUCGGUGGAAUGCAGUGUCAUUUGGACAGUCCUAUUAUGAAAGUGAGAAGACUUGGUAUGAUCGUCGCGGAAUCGUUAACGCAAGCCGUGGAUCAUGGAGACACGCGUUUGAAGUUUGAAUAUCAAAGUGACGAUGAAACUGAAUUGUUGUUAUCAUUAUUAAAGCCAGCUGUGAAUCCAGGUGUUGAACAGAUAGAAAGCCUAUUGACUGAGCUAGAUUUUGAUGAGGAGGCGGAAGAAGAUGUGUGUGGUGAAGAAAACAGUGACCGUCUUUAUAAGGCAGAAGAUGAAACCUUAGAUAGUGAUGAUGACCUUCAACCCUAUGACAUGUCACAUGACGUGAAAGUUAACAGUACUAAAUCACCAAUGUAUAUAAGAGACUGUAUGCAAGGUUUAAUAAAUCAAGAUGAUCCUGAUAGAUUGGAAGCUUGUAUUAAAGUUGCUGAAAAGUUAGUCAGAGAUCAUCCACAUACAUUACAAGAGGUCUGUGUAGAAUUUCUGAAAUUACUGCUGCACUUACAAGAUAACUUUGCCAUAGACAACUUUCGAUACUUAAGACAUUCCGCCAUGGUUGCCAUUGGUGUACAAUGCCCAGUACAGGUUGCUGAUUAUCUGACUGCCGAGUUUUACAGUAGAAAUUACAAUCUAAGACAGAGGAUGGACAUGCUGGAGGUGUUAGCAGCGGCAGCACAAGAACUAUCAGAGCCAGUUCAGAUGAUGGGAUCUAGUAAAGGGAAGUCGUCUACGGCUGUCAGUUCGGGCUACGUACAGCAGAGUGACAGUCCCACACACUGGAAAGAUAUCGUACAACAAAGAAUAGAGCGUAAAACAAGGAGAUUUGCCAAAGGUACUAGCAAACCAGAACCAAUACCUGUUGCAAAUAGAUUUUCACCAGUUGCUGGGCAUUUCUUUUUUCCUUUACUUAAAAAUUAUGACAGCCGGACAAGUACGCUGAGUCUCCUUGAUCAAGAUUAUCUAUUACUUGGAAGACUUCUAUAUACACUGGGUGUUGUCAUGUAUGCAGCAAUCAAUUCUACCAUAUGUCGUCAUAUGGCCAGUAGUUUAUUGGAAUUUAUCUGGGUUCUAAGAUACCACACUGAACCAUUUGUAAGGCAAGCGUUAUUAUUUGCAUUGUCUAUGAUUAUAUUAAGUGUACCUUCUCAUUUACUGGUAUCUGAUCUACAAACUGAUGUGAUGGAGUGUAGGCUAUGGUUACAAGAUAUAAUAGAAAAAGAUCCUGACACAGAGUGCAAGAAGCUAUCACUGCAGACUUUAAUGAUAUUAGAAAAUGCCAUGAAGAAAGAACUUGAAGGGGUGUCUUAAAAUUACAACAAGGUAUACUACAAUUGCAUUAUGCCUCUGUGAUGGAGCCUAUGGAAGGUCUGUCAUGAUUACCUAAAGCAGGUUGUUUCUCAUUAUUUUAAAAAUAAAGUGUUAUUUAUACUGCUGUA
Molecule: messenger RNA, 2558 nt
Organism: Saccoglossus kowalevskii
Lineage: Eukaryota; Metazoa; Hemichordata; Enteropneusta; Harrimaniidae
Product: telomere length regulation protein TEL2 homolog
Biological process (GO): 'de novo' cotranslational protein folding
Cellular component (GO): cytosol
Molecular function (GO): telomeric repeat DNA binding; Hsp90 protein binding
Source: RefSeq, a predicted model, not a curated record